Messenger RNA from Oryza sativa Japonica Group (Japanese rice), 1801 nucleotides. RefSeq names its product GDSL esterase/lipase At4g10955. Lineage: Eukaryota; Viridiplantae; Streptophyta; Magnoliopsida; Poales; Poaceae. The record is from RefSeq and is a predicted model, not a curated record.
GGGGCUACUGUAAACCGAUGGAGUAGAAGGCACAACCGCACAAGGCAGCAGCUGAAAAUUGGGGGAGGAAGAAGAACACCAGGAAGGGAAAGCAUUACUUCAUCAUUAACCCACUCGCCCAAGCAUAAAUCCGCCCUCCAGUUCAUAUGCCCCUCUUGCCGAACAUGACCGUUGGGCGCUGUCCCCUUCCAGAUCCCAGAUAUACUACCACCCCUCUCUCCCCCCGCAUCGCCCCCACGAUUCGUCGCGUUCGCGUGCUGCCAAAUCCUCCUCCCCCUCCUCCGUCCCCACAACAUUCUGUCGCGCCGAUUCGACCGUUGCCGCCUCGCCCGCUCCGCGCACGCGCGCACGCCGCUCCCGUUCCCCUCGCGCACGCGCGGGCCAUGGCGAUCGACCUGGCGCCGCUGGCUGGGGAGUUGGAGGUCGCGGGGGCGGCGGUUGGAGGGAAGAAAGAGGAGGGGGAGGGGGAGGAGGGCGGGGUGUGCGGCGGGGAGGCCGUGGUGGUGGCCGCGGCGGACGCGGAGGUGGAGGGCCACCCCUACGACUUCCACGUGUCCGGGCCGCGGAACCUGCCGCCGCCCAACUGGAGGGAGAUCAUCCGUUCGAGCUGGAAGGAUCCCAAUUACAAAAGGAUGGUAAUGGCCUGCUUCAUUCAAGCAGUCUACCUGCUUGAACUGGACAGGCAAGAUGAGAAAGGAGAAGAGGAUGGCCUUGCUCCAAAAUGGUGGAAGCCCUUCAAAUACAAGGUCACACAGACAUUGGUCGAUGAGAGAGAUGGUUCCAUCUAUGGUGCCGUCCUUGAGUGGGAUCGUUCUUCUGCUUUGUCUGACCUUAUCCUCAUAAGACCAAGUGGCGCGCCAAGGGCUGUGUUAGCUCUCCGAGGAACACUGCUUCAGAAGCCCACCAUCAAGAGAGACCUACAAGAUGAUCUUCGCUUCCUGGUGUGGGAGAGCUUAAAAGGAUCAGUCAGAUAUAUUGGCGCUUUAGAAGCACUGAAGACAGCAGUUGAGAGGUUUGGUAGCGCUAAUGUCAGUGUUGCUGGGCACUCCUUGGGAGCUGGAUUUGCUCUUCAGGUUUGCAAAGAGCUCGCUAAGCAAGGAGUCUUCGUGGAGUGUCAUCUGUUCAAUCCACCUUCUGUUUCACUUGCCAUGGGUGUAAGGAGUAUGAGUGAGAAGGCCAGCUACCUGUGGAAAAAAGUUAAGGCUAGUCUACCACUGACUGAAGAAGCAUUACCUGACAGUACCAAAGAGGAGGGAAGUGCAAAGAAGAAAUUGCGUGCUGACAAGAAAUGGGUGCCACAUUUAUAUGUAAACAACAGUGACUACAUCUGCUGUCACUACAAUGCCCCUAAUUGCUCCACCACCACCACCACUACCACCACUGAUGGUGCUUCAGAUGAGCAGCAGCAGCAACGAAAGGCAAGUGAGAUCGCUGGUGAUGUGGUCGCGAAGCUUUUUGUGACAUCGAAAGGCCCACAGAAGUUUCUUGAAGCGCAUGGGCUGGAGCAAUGGUGGUCGGAUGGCAUGGAGCUGCAGCUAGCAGUGUAUGACAGCAAGCUUAUAUACAGGCAGUUGAAGUCCCUCUACACAGCAACUGCACCGUCACCCCCUGCAAAGUAGUAGAAACUGCUGAGAUCGCUGUUUCAACUGGCGUUAGAAAUACUCUUUCUAAUCAGUUUCUGCCUCUAUUAACUUGAUAUGUUUCAUCAUGGUUGUGACUGUGAACUAUUAUACAGUAAAAUAUAAUAAACGGACAUGUGCUGAUAAAUACAUUGAUAUUUUUCAUGUUCCAUCUUCUGUCA